Lathyrus sativus (Indian pea) is the source of this 357-nucleotide messenger RNA. The record is from the annotation of a GenBank genome assembly. NCBI's taxonomy places the organism in Eukaryota, Viridiplantae, Streptophyta, Magnoliopsida, Fabales, Fabaceae.
AUGAUAGAGGAAUUUGGUCCUCAGCCACCACAUAAAUGGUUAACUCUACCAGAUAUGGGUUACAUGAUAGCGAAUCGUUAUAAUAUUGUACUUGUCUGUUUAGGAAUUGAAUGCUGGACUUUCUUCCCUAUGACAUCUUCAUUUUCACCGAAUGUAGCAAUUUACUGCAUUGGUUUUGUAAACAGAAAUCAUUGGGUUCAGGUAAACAUGAAAGAAGGGUUUCCAUUGCCACCAGUGACAGUAGAUUGGAAGAAGUUUCGUUCUCCAGCAGCAACAUCUUGGAUGAUAGGAUUUGCAGGAUGUCUACAACAUUGGCAACAACUUACGCCUAUAUUACCAACGCAUUAUGAAUUAUAA